This is a messenger RNA of Colletotrichum godetiae, 1376 nucleotides long. RefSeq names its product L-arabinitol 4-dehydrogenase. The record is from RefSeq and is a predicted model, not a curated record. The transcript is spliced from 2 exons. Lineage: Eukaryota; Fungi; Ascomycota; Sordariomycetes; Glomerellales; Glomerellaceae. Gene Ontology annotation, biological process: D-sorbitol catabolic process. Bases 124 to 1218 code for a protein of 364 amino acids. Gene Ontology annotation, molecular function: L-iditol 2-dehydrogenase (NAD+) activity; zinc ion binding.
GUUGUAUAAAAAGCUGGCCGCAAUUAGGUUGAGGCUCCCUCCCACCUCACUUCGUCAUUGACACUCACUAGCCUUCUUUGCCAUCCACUUCGGAGUAAUACUCAUCAACCACUGAUACCUACUAUGGAUGCAUCGAACGCAGCCGAUAUCCUUCGCCGAAAACCCGACAACCUUGCAAUCUAUACCAACCCUGAGCAUGAUCUUUUUCUCAAGAAGCUCGAUGUUCCGAUCCCAAGCGAAGGGGAGUGCCUAGUUCACGUGCGAGCAACUGGCAUCUGCGGCUCCGAUGUUCACUUCUGGAAAGCAGGUCACAUUGGAGAGAUGGUUGUGACGGGUGAAAACGGGCUAGGUCACGAGAGCGCAGGCGUGAUCGUGGGCGUAGGGCCCAAGGUGACAAAGUUCAAAGUUGGCGACAGGGUGGCCAUCGAGUGCGGCAUCCCUUGUAUGAAGGCAUCGUGCUUCUUCUGUCGAACAGGCCGAUACAAUGCCUGCCCAGAGGUGGUUUUCUAUUCGACGCCCCCAUACCACGGAACCCUUACGCGUUACCACGUGCACCCAGAAGACUGGCUUCAUAAGAUUCCUGAUGAGAUGUCGUAUGAAGAGGGCUCUCUUCUCGAGCCGCUGUCAGUGGCUCUGACGGGGCUCGAGCGAUCCGGCGUUCGCUUGGGUGAUUCCGUGGUCAUUUGCGGUUCUGGCCCUAUCGGUAUUGCCACUUUGCUGGCUGCUAAUGCGGCAGGUGCAAAUCCAAUUGUCAUUACAGACAUCAAUCAGACUAGACUAAACAUGGCAAAGAGGGCUGUUCCCAGAGUGCGAACUGUGCUCAUCGUCCCUGGAAAGGAGCCGCAGGCAAUAGCCGAGGACAUCAAAAGGGCUCUUGGUCAAGAAGCCAAAACAGUGCUUGAAUGCACUGGUGUUGAAUCAAGUGUGGUCACCGGUAUAUACUCUUGCCGAUUCGGAGGCAUAGUCUUUGUUAUCGGCUGUGGUAAAGACUUUGCCACGAUUCCCAUCAUGUACAUGGCCGGCAAGGAAAUCGAGUUACGGUUCCAGUUUCGCUAUCGAGAUAUCUACCCUCGGGCCAUUGGGCUUGUUGCUGAGGGAGUCAUUGAUCUUAAGCCAUUAGUCACCCACCGAUUCAACCUCGAAGAUGGUGAGAAGGCCUUCAAAACAGCCUCAGACCCUAGUGCUCUGGCGCUGAAAGUCCAAGUGCUUGACGAUUGAAACCAGAGCGGUAAUACUCAAGCAUGUUGAAAUUAGUUCUAGUUCAUCGUUCAGUGGGAAAAAUUCAGCUGGACUAGGAUAGGGGUUCCGGGUGAUGAGAUUAUCUUACCUUAGACGGAUGAAGUCGUAUCGAAAUAAUUCGCAGCCUGCAGUGGGGA